CUGACCGGUUCUGUCUGUAAGAUCAGCCAUCUGUACCCAUUAGACAGCGGUGUUUACUGGUGUGAGUUCGGCGGGGGGGCGGCCGGUCCCAGCACCCCCCUCACUGUCUCUGCUUGGACUCCUCCUGACUGGUUGUUGGCCGUUUGUGUGAGUUCUGCUGUUUUUCUGCUGGUCCUGGUUCUGGUUCUGCUCUGGAGAAGACGUGUCCAAAGGAAACCUGAAGCUGACGAAGAUGACGAUGAAGAUUUAAUCACGUUUAGUGUCGUCAGAUUUCAGCUCACCACCAACAAACUAUCACGCAGAGCACAGAGGCUCCAGCUGAGCCAGAUGUGCUCUACUCUUCCCUGA
Molecule: messenger RNA, 348 nt
Organism: Menidia menidia (Atlantic silverside)
Lineage: Eukaryota; Metazoa; Chordata; Actinopteri; Atheriniformes; Atherinopsidae
Source: the annotation of a GenBank genome assembly